AUGUUAACGACACCUACGCCUGAAUUAAGAGCUGACGAACAAAUCAACAAAGAAUGGCUGAACCGGUUGUCAAUCAGGCCGGGAAUGGUUGAGUUCUCGGCCAAAAAGCCGCGAUCAUCACCAGUACCCGAAUGGGGAUCUCGUAGUAAACGAAAAGCCAGUACUAAACUGCUAACAGAAUUGAUUCAAGACGUGUGUCCAUCAGUAUCUGAUUGGGUGGCCCGGUCUGAGGCACUCGACCCCUAUGGAAAUAAGCUGACUAUAGUUCAAAGGAUCCCAAUUAACGGCACUGUAAUCAACCAAUACUUUUACGAAACAUUUUGCUCCUAUGAUGUCGACUCUUACGGCUACGACAACCAACACUCUAACCAUAUGAGCCCUCAAUGUCGUGGAAUUGACAAAAGGACGUGGAGCUCGAGGUGUAAGGAGAACCACAUCUGGACGUACGGCAAAGUGAUCACAAACAGCGGAGACAUCGGAUGGUCGGUAAUAGCGAUCCGGGGGUCGUGUGGGUGCGCGAUAUGGCCCAAAGUGAAUGAGGUUAUGGGUGUUGGCAGAGGACGGCGUUUGAGUCCCAAUCAGCUGAAUAGAGAGGACAACCACUUACUCGCCGAUCCAUUCUUCUAAUUCAUUUCGUGCUAUUCCUACUAAAGCCAAAAGUCUAAUACAAAAUGACUCAAAAUAUUAUUUCGGAGAAAUAUAAAUGUGUAAUAAUAAGUAUUUUUGUGUUAAAUCUAUAGUUUCAGUAAUUUGUAGUAAUAAUUCACAUAAUAUAUAAAUAU
Messenger RNA from Medioppia subpectinata, 782 nucleotides. The record is from the annotation of a GenBank genome assembly. Lineage: Eukaryota; Metazoa; Arthropoda; Arachnida; Sarcoptiformes; Oppiidae.